Molecule: messenger RNA, 1293 nt
Organism: Sorghum bicolor (sorghum)
Lineage: Eukaryota; Viridiplantae; Streptophyta; Magnoliopsida; Poales; Poaceae
Product: transcription repressor OFP7
Exons: 1
Coding region: 136-1074 (312 amino acids)
Biological process (GO): negative regulation of DNA-templated transcription
Source: RefSeq, a predicted model, not a curated record
UCUAAACAGGGCCUAAACCCCGCCACCUCCCCAACACCAGCCUCAUUUACAUUUACAUUUACACCUCCUCAUCAUCCAUCGCCACCGGGCAGUCCCCGGCGCACCGAGCUUCCUCGCUCCACCUCCGAUCCACGCAUGGCCAAGCGCCUCUUCUACUCCUGCCGCUCGCCGUCGGCAGCCGCCGCGGUGAGCCCCACGACCACCCUCCUCCCGACCGCUCAUCACCCGCCCGUUGUCCCGGCCCCAUCAGGCGGCGCGUGCUGCCCGCGCCGCGCGCCUCGGCGUCGGGGGCGGGGGGCCCAGACGCCUGCAUCCUGCGGCGCGGGGGGCUGCGCCGUGGACUACGGCGCCGACGACCUACCCCCGGCGCGUGGCACGCCGGCGUACCGCUGGCUGAAGAGCUCCCGCUGGCACGUCAUCGAGGCCGCCAGCGCGUACGCCUCCGACGGCGACGGCGACGACUCGCCCCGCCUCAAGAUCGACGCGCGGCGCAGGGUGCGGCACUCGCGCCGCUGCCGCCGGAGGAUGCUCCACCGGAGGCUGGCGGGCCCGGCGAGCUGGUCGUCGGGGGACAGCGGGUGGUUCAGCAGCGACGACGACGACGACGACGACAAGGCGUUCGGCGCCGCUGGGGAAGCGUCGUCGGCGCUGCGCGCGGCUGCGGCGGCGUCGACCACCACGACGGAGUCCUCGUCGACGGGCGCGAGCCGGAACAGCGCCGCGAGGGGGGAGCGGGAGGGCGAGGCUGCGGCCGCGGCGCUGGCCGGGGGCUUCGCGGUGGUGAAGCGCUCCGACGACCCCCGCGCCGACUUCCGGCGGUCCAUGGCGGAGAUGGUCGUGGGGCGCGGCAUCUACGACGCCGACGGCCUGGAGCGCCUGCUCCGCUGCUUUCUGGCGCUCAACGACCGGCGCCACCGCCGCGACAUCGUGGCGGCGUUCGGCGACGUGUGGGAGGCCGUCUUCUCCAACUCCAACCCACCGCCGCAGUCACACUCCCACGGCGCCGCUGCCACCGCCUCCGAGGCUCCGACGCUACGAGCUGCAAGGUUGCAGCCAUGUCUCGUCCCUAGAUAACGUGCUCAUCGCACACACGUAUGUCUAUGCACUUCUAUUAAUUAUUAGGUGAAGCCGUGAAGGAACUGCUCUAGGAUUAUUAUGUAAAAAUGCGAUUAUAUGUACGUGUAAAUUACGUUUUCUUUUCUGGGUUUACGGCGCCGGCUCCUAUCGGCCCGCUCCCUGCGGCUGCAUGCAUGUUCAUGUUCAUGAUCAGUUCAUCUGUGGAAAUCGGUGUCC